AUGUCGCAGACGUCUGUUCCUGAGAUUGGUAUCUGGCAGCUGCUCUAUAACCACGGGGCGAGGCCGUUUCCAGAAAAUCAUGUGAUCUUCCAAGAUGGCGCCUCGAAAAAAUCAUACACAUAUAAAUACCUCCGGACGGCUUCGCGGAACUUCGGCAGCUCCUUACAAAGUCUAUGGAAAUUUAAAAAGGGCGAUGUGCUGGCAUUAAUGUCCCCCAAUUGCAUCGAAACUCCAGUAGUGACGUGGGGAUGCCAUUAUACCGGGACAGUAGUUGCACCAGUUAAUCCCGGCUUGUCUACACGGGAGCUUCAUCAACAGCUCUCUCGCAGCCAGGCAAAAGGUAUAGCUGUGCAUUCGACUUGCCUGGAGACUGCAUUAGAGGCAGCAAAGCUAGCUGGUCUCCCCGAGAGCCGGAUACUGGUCUUGGGAACAGAGAAUGAAAGUGGUACUGGAACUACAACAGCUCAGUUUAUAGACAAUGCUCCCUCAAGUCCUGUCGAGCCGGCACACAUCCACCCCGACGAUGUCGCCUUCCUCGUCUACUCGUCCGGAACAAGCGGGCCUCCGAAGGGCGUCAUGGUAUCUCACCGGAACGUUGUCGCAGAUGUCGUUCUACAAGCAGCGAUCGAGGGGCCACAUGUUAACUGGAAGAACGAUCGAACGCUAGCUGUGCUCCCGACAUAUCAUAUAUACGGCUUGAUAUGCCUCGUAUACCUCCCGGUCAUGCUCGGAACAACGACGAUUUUCAUGGAUAAGUUCGAGCUACAGACAUUCUGUAACCUGAUUCGUGAGCACUCAAUAUCGCAUGUCUACGCUGCACCGCCAAUCGUGCUCCACCUGGCAAAGAAUCGCUCUAUCAAUGGCUCAGACCUAGCAUCUCUACGGAUGAUCACAUCCGGUGGUGCACCGCUCGGGGAAGCCCUGAUCCAGGAAACAUAUAGCCGCUGGAAGGUCCCACUGCGACAAGCGUACGGAUUAUCCGAGACAACAUCAGUCUCCCACAUCCAGCGCUGGGACAGCUGGAACAAAGGCAUCGGAUCAAACGGUCCAGCAGUACCAGGUGUACAGGCCAAAAUCGUAACGGAUGGAGACCGAACCGCUGCUGUGAAAGAAGAAGGCGAGCUGUGGAUUCGCGGGCCUACAGUUUUCAACGGCUACAUGAACGACCCAUCCUCCACGCAAGCCUGUUUCACUGCGGACCGGUGGUUCAAGACAGGAGAUAUCGGAUACGAGGAUGAGAUGGGCAACUUAUUCAUCACAGACCGUGCAAAAGACAUGAUCAAAUUCAAGGGGUUCCAGAUAGCUCCUACAGAGCUGGAGGAUAUUCUAAUUGAACAUCCUGCUGUGAGUGAUGUUGCCGUCAUCGGUGUUUGGAAUGAGGAGAUGCAUUCCGAAGUGCCGCUGGCGUAUUUAGUAGCCAAGGGGGAUACAAACGGGAACGAGAACGUGGCUAGAUCGGUUAUGGAGUAUUUGAAGGGGAAAGUGGUGCAUUAUAAGCAUCUUCGAGGAGGCGUCGUCUGGAUCUCGCAGAUUCCGAAGAGUCCCUCGGGGAAGAUAUUGAAACGGGUCUUGAAGGAUCGAGUUGCCGGUGUGGACAAAGGGAAGCAGAUCCUCGCUCCUGAAUAUGCUCGCUAUCGGUCUAAGCUGUAA
Aspergillus versicolor CBS 583.65 is the source of this 1650-nucleotide messenger RNA. Its product is annotated as acyl--CoA ligase. Bases 1 to 1650 code for a protein of 549 amino acids. The transcript is spliced from 4 exons. Gene Ontology annotation, molecular function: CoA-ligase activity. The record is from RefSeq and is a predicted model, not a curated record. Gene Ontology annotation, biological process: secondary metabolic process. NCBI's taxonomy places the organism in Eukaryota, Fungi, Ascomycota, Eurotiomycetes, Eurotiales, Aspergillaceae.